Messenger RNA from Sporothrix schenckii 1099-18, 1230 nucleotides. RefSeq lists its product as uncharacterized. The record is from RefSeq and is a predicted model, not a curated record. Gene Ontology annotation, cellular component: THO complex part of transcription export complex. Bases 1 to 1230 code for a protein of 409 amino acids. Lineage: Eukaryota; Fungi; Ascomycota; Sordariomycetes; Ophiostomatales; Ophiostomataceae. Gene Ontology annotation, biological process: mRNA processing. The transcript has a single exon.
AUGGCAUACCAGCUCCUCGACCCGCGCGAGGAGGAGGAGCUCUUCAAGGCGCGGCUGCUCAACGUCGAAGAGAAGCCGUUCAAGCGCAUCACCAAACGCCUGGCCCUGCUCAACCGGGUCGUCGCCGCUGCUGGAGUCCAGGAACAGACACCGCCACCAGAGGGCGAGGGCGAAGGUCAGAGUGAGGGUCAGAGUGACGGGACACCACAGAACAAGAACGGCAAUGCCACAGCCAACGAAACGCUAGCCGAAAUCGCCCAGCUGCGCGAAGACAUCACGCUCGACUUUGCCGCCUUUGACGCCAGCAUUGCCCGUCUGCAGUUCUUGUCGGCCGCCAACGCCCGCGAGCGGCAGCGGUAUGCGGACCACCGCGUGACCAUUGAGGAUACGUGCCGCGGCGUGCGCGACGAGACGCUGGUCGGGCUGCGCCGCCAGCUCGAGGCGGCGCGCGCCACGCUGGCCCAGCGGCAGGCGUUUGACGCGCUGGCGGACCGCAUCACAUCGUCCAAGACGCUGUGGCCGCGGCCCGAGCAGCAGGCGACCAUUGACAAGCUCGAGGACGAGUGCCGGCAGCUGCAGCGGGAGAGCGAGGCGUACGCGGUGACCUGGGGCGAGCGGAAGCAGCAGUUUGCGCGCAUCAUGGACGAGAGCAUGCGGCUGCGGCGGCAGAUCCGCGACGAGAAGGAGGAGGUGGAGCGGCGGGAGGGCAUGGACGAGGAGGAAGAGGCCGCGGCGCAGACGGGUGCGGGCGGUACAGCCACGGGCACGGGCGGUGGUGGCGGUGGUGGUGGUGGUGGUGCGGCCGCAGGCGGUGCGAGAGGAACGACGCCGGCACCCGGGGCGACGCCGGCACCCGGGGCGACACCAGCGGCCGCCGCAGGGCCCGAGGCCGCCGACACGCCUGCAUCGACAGCCGGUCCAACGCUGCAAGUGCCCGAGGCGACCGCCAACGGUGCCAGCACGCCACGCAGCCCGGCCCCCGCUCCGGUGGACGCGGAUGCCGGGGCUGAGCCGUACGACAGCCAAACGCUGCCGCCCGACACGGCAGCAACGCCUCUGCCCGCUGCGUCGGCAGCACCAACACCCACACCCACACCCGAGCCGGCCGCGACACAAAUGGACGAGGGCGACGACGUCGAUAUGGUCGAGGUUGACGAGGAAGACCGUGUCACGGCGGCACACGACGGCGAGGCGAUGCCGGCGAGCACAGAAAAGAUGGAUACGACGUGA